Messenger RNA from Oppiella nova, 627 nucleotides. The record is from the annotation of a GenBank genome assembly. NCBI's taxonomy places the organism in Eukaryota, Metazoa, Arthropoda, Arachnida, Sarcoptiformes, Oppiidae.
AUGAUCAUUGUCUCCAAAGUCGUGGUUCAGAGGAAUGUUUCCGUUUCUGUUCACUCUAUUAGUGGUGUCUUCGGUGGAGCUCUGAGUGUCGGCUCUAUUCUCGCCAUCAGUAUAGUGGAGAAACGCCGGCUUACGGAGUGUGUGGCCCGGACUAUAUGCGAACUGGCCUGCAAUCCAGAUACUUAUGGAGACAAAGGAAGGGCUGUCUACCAGACCCUCAAAGAGUUUGAAUCGGAAUCCCUCCCAAAGCUGGCCUUCUAUAAGACGGCCCGAGACAGAGGCCAAGCGCUCACGAAAACCAAUUGCAAUGAAUGCUAUACACUGUACGCCAAAUGCAAGACACCCACCGAGACAUUACUACGACUGGCCAGUGCCCUGUCCAUCAAGUCAUAGACCAUAUAUAUUCUCACCAUUCAAUCGACAAAAUGGCAAACAUUUCUUACAUUUCUCUAUCGUUUUUAUUUAUACUUUUUUUAUAACAUGUGUCACAUACUAUAUCUUACUUAUUUAUAAUAUUUGUUAAUUCUGUGAAUUUUACGAUAAAACAUGUGAACGACAUUUAAGUUUCUAUUAUAUUAAACAUUUCAUACUAUAGUCAUGAGAAAAUAAAGCAUUUUAAAAUUUUAA